AUGUCCACGAGUUUUCCAAAUGGAAAUGUGCCGCCGUAUAGCACUCAAGCAAACGGAUCGUUCAAUCAGUUUGGCCGUGGAGCUCCGCCGGGUGGAUUUGCGGGAAUGGACCAGUACCCUCAACACGUGAGUUUCACUCGCAGACUUUCCAGUCGAACCGAGCCUUGUUUCCAGAAUAUGUACUCGCCAAACGGAUACGGAGGAAUGCCGCCGGGACAGCCAAACAUGGGAGGCCCUCCGCAGCAGCAGCAACAACCGCAGUCAGGUGGCCCUACGCAGCCAAAGACACAUCCUCCGCCACAGUAUCACGGAGCAGGUGCAGGCGUGAAACUGCCGGGUUAUGAAGGGAAUCCUAUGCCGAACGGGUAUGUAGUCGUCUCAUUGCGUUUCAUUCAAGGUUAACAAUGGAAAUUUUAGAUUCAUGGGCUACCCACAACAACCACCACGGCCCGGACAGCCCCCUCAAAAUGGACAUCCGUCGAUGAUGGGACAGCCUGGACCGCCUCCCAACUACAACGGAUUUCAGCCGAACAACGGCCAAUUCGGAGGUGUGCACGAUCCGUACCGCAUGUACGGUGGGAUGCCCGGACAACCUCCUCAUCAGCCACCAAAUGCUCAAGGCCCACCGUCGCAGCAACGACAUCUGCCGUCGGCUCAAAAUCCGGCUCAGCCCUCACAACAAAGGCCACCGCCCCAACAGCCGCCACCGCAACCAUAUCCGGCUCAACAACCAUUACCGGCUCAUCUUCAUCCUGGCGCGCCACAGUAUCCACCGAUGGGGCAUCAGCCGUCAGCUACGCCCCAGAACGCUCCUCUGCAACACUAUCAGCCAGCCAACUUUGGAAACAGCACUCCGCCAGUUAGAGGGGCCAGUCACAAUCUGCCACCUUUGCAACCACCGGCUCCGAAACAGAAUAAACCUGAAAGUGAGACUCGGCCGAACAACUUGCCCGGAUCUUUCUCGAAUCAGCCGUACGGAGGAGGAUAUGGUGGUCCUGGAGGUCCUGGCGGCCCUGGCGGCCCUGGCGGCCCUGGAGGUUUUGGACAUCCAGGAAAUCUCGGAGGACAUGGCGCAUAUGGAGGUCCUGGAGUACUUCCAGGACAUGGAGGUCACGGAGGCCCAGAAGGACACGGAGGUCCUGGAAGACACGGUGGCCCUGGAGGUCCUGGAGCGCAUGGAGGUCCAUCUGGAUACGGAGCUUUUGGUGGUGCCCUAACCGGAUAUCCGAGCUAUGGGGCGCCUACUAAUCAGGGACGAACGGAUCCCAGCGGAACAACUGGUGCUUCCGCAGCAUCAGGUACUCCCGGAGCAAACGGGAUGCAUCCGCCACCAGGAGGACAAGGGCCGCCGCCGCCACAAUAUGGUCACCCUUCCGGGUUCAAUCCGAAUGGAGCGCCUCCGCCGUUUGGGGCACCUAGUUCCGGGACUGGACCUAAUCCUCCGAGUGGAUCUGGAUCGUUUGGAGCUCCUGGAAACAAUCCAUUUGGACCUGGUUAUCCUGGAAAUGCAAAUCAAUUUGGAGUUCCUGGACCCAAAGACCCAGGCCACAAUGCUGGUGAACGUCACACUCCCAACCCCUACGGUGGCUCUAUGAUGAGUUCUCAAGUUCCUCCAGUCAACCAAGGUCGACAGGGAACUCCGGGAUCUGUUCCAACUCCUGGAACUCCAACCGGAACGCCUGGAACUCCUGGAUCUCAUGGACCUCCCGGAACCGCUCAUCCGAUCCAGUCUCCGCUGGCUCAACAACAACCAUCCCUGAGAACACCUCCGCCAUCCCAUCCACAUCAGUCGCCGCUCCAGAAUCAGAUGCUGCCCCAAUACAACCAGAAUACGAUGAUGUCACCGAAUCACGGACCUGGCAGCAGCAACUCGCAGCAGAAUCAGAUGAAGCCGCCUGCUCGCAGCCCGAUGGGAUCGUCUUUACCUCCACUGAACGGACAGGUCAGUUAUCAACUGGAUUGAGAGGGGAUUAUGCGCAGUCCACAAUCCUCGGCCGGAGGGGUCAAUCGCGCGUUAUGAUUUUAUUGAGGACGAGCCCCGCCGCUAUGCGUGACCUUGCAACGCAUACGCGAGAAGUCAGUCUGCUCCUAGUACCAAUUAUGUGCGCGGCCUCUGAGAAGACAGACGAGGGGGUUGAAACGGAGAAAAGAAAACAAUUGGAUGGAGAGAAACUGAUCAUGUAACGGAGAGUGUGAAGGGGGAAUUAAACAAAUUGAGUCUUUCGCCGCUUUCAAGAAUUUUGGUAGGCUCAUUCGUUAGUGUUUCUCUACAUUCUGAAGUUUUAGCACCCGUAGAUCAAGACCCAUUCAAUUGUUGUUUUGCCAAGUUCCUGCCCUUCAUUGAAAUACAUUUUGGGCGCAAACUUCAAAUUGUGGUGACAGAAAGUCGGGCCACGCUUUCCGUUUCUUCUUCUCUCCGCGUCACCGAAUCGUUCUCUGUUCUAAUGAGAUAGUUGGAAUGAAUUGAUUUUAUGACCCACUAUCUUCUCUGUUUUGCCUUCUUUUGAGAGACACACAGAAACACGCCACGCUCUUUCUUUCGCGAGGAUUUUACCCGGGACACUCACUUGCCUUCUUUCUCCCUCUUUCUCUCUUUCUCUCUCUCUCCCUCACUCACAUACACACUCACAAGUCUGAAGAAAUGAAUAGAUCUGGGCGAGGGAAAGAGAGAAACGAGAGCGAAAGGACGAAAAAAGCGCAGAUGAAGAACCAGAUAAGCGCGUUUGUCCUAUUUUCGGCCUACCAAGCGCUGGACUAUUGAAGAAGUCAUAGAGGGGGACAAAAAUAACGGCGUAUCGAUUAAUAUAAUCUAAAAUUAAAAUAUUUCAGUACCAGCCGAUGACGCAGAAUAACAAGCCGUCGCCAGUGAACCCGCCGAGUGCAGAGCCUACGUUCAAGGAGCCGGCGAUGCCCGUUCGCCAGUCGCCUUCCCAUAUGCAGUCGCCGGUCCAUCCACCAGCGGGACCGCCAGCGUACAACGCUCAGCCUUCUACAUCGAAGGCUAUGGAACCGCCAGCAAGUGCUCCACAGAAGCCACCAUCACCAACAUUUGCGGUCCCAACUCUUCCCGCUGCGGCCACUUUGGCUCAAGCAUCUUCUAACAAUCAGGUUUCGACGAAACCAAGAACAUCUCCGCAAAAGAAGAAGGACGAGGGCCCCGAGGCACCGACUCCGGAUACGCCAUUCACGACGGUCACUCAUUUCGAGCUUCCUCCCGCUCUGACCACCUUAAAGGAUUCGUUAUCGGUAGGACCCGUGCGGAAUUCCCAUACACUUUACGUGUACAUGCUCUUUUUCAGAAAACACACCCGCAAGUUGAAAAAUAUUUUACGCGUAAGAGACAACAACUUCGUGUUCCGUACCCAGAAGGAACGAAAGCCAAAGUAAGUACAACAGAAAACUCACCGAGUAAAAAAGUAGGGGGGAGGGGGAACACAAAUCGAUUGACAAAAAAAGGAGCAGCUGAGCAGUGGUCAGCCAGGAGGUUAGCUUUUUUGACAUGUGCUCCGUUGCCACGGGUAACUCUGAUGAACACAUCAUCGGUAUGGCAAUGAGACCCAUGACGAUGUGAAAUUGAAAGUGGAAAAGUACGAAGAGAGAGCAUAUAAAUAUGUAGAUUAGAUCCAUUAUUAUAUGUCGCACGACUACGGAUUAGAGCGCGUGCUGACAGAAUACGGAUAAUCUAGUGGUGACAAAACAACAAACAUCAGUGAUAUUUGAAAUAAAAUUUGAGAUUUCAAACUUAAUAAAAACGAAUUUGCAGGCAGCGCCGGCCACGGAACCCGACACUUUUGGAUUUCUUCAAGGAACCAAGUACUUUGAUCCAAAAUAUUCGCGCGGGAUCAACACAAUGGGACCGCCACUUACGUAUCCAAUGGGACAUCCGAUGGGACCGCCAAUGUUGUCCCGCUCGCAGUCGAUGCACAACCCGAUGAUUUCACCUGGGUUCAACAACGCGCAGCAGUCGUCUGGUGGUCGUCCGCCGGCGAAAAAAGCGAGAAGUGGUAGGCAGUCUCCAAAAUCCAAAACACCGACAUCAAAUCUAUCUUCUGAUUUCAGCUUCUGACGCGUCGGAGCCCGGAUUCAACGUGCCCCUACCUCCGUCGAGACAUCAAAUGCGGCCGGCUGAUCCGAGACAAAUGCAAUCGAUGCAAAUGUAUCAUCAACAAAUGCAAAAAAUGCAUAUUCAGCAACAAAUGGCUGCUCAACAACAGCACAUGGCUCGUCAGCAGCAAAUGAAUGCUAUGGGGCCAGGUGGACCCGCUCCCGGAGGCAUUUCGCCAGCCCCUGGAUCCGCGCAGCUCCCUCCGCUGGCACCGCCAUCCCUUCAGCGUACCGAGUCGAUGCCUCAGCUUCCAUCCCAACAGCAGCAGCAGCAGCAGCCACCGCCAAUGAACCCGCACAUGGGAGGAAUGCCUCCGAUGAACGGCAACGCGCCAGAAGGUUAGUCUUUGCACCGCCGUGUUCGAAACCGUGUCGAUGAUAGGUUAUUACAGGGCCGACGCCCAACAACAAUUCUGGCUCCAUCAACGGAACUGGGCUCCCCCCACUGACCUUGGGAAGCCGGGCGCCGGCUGGAAUCCGAAGCCAUGAUUUCCCGGGACCAUCGACCUCUUCGUCGUCACAAGCACAAGGUCCGUGCGCCAGUUGUCAUCAAGUUAUUUUGGUAAGAAGUGAAAGCAAAGUUUCAAUCAAUAAUCGCUUUUUCCUUUCAGCCCGGGUCUUCUACCCUGUGUUGUAUGUUUCAUGACUGCAAGAACGUGUUCCAUAGGCAGUGCACCCGUCUUUCUUCCACUGCAAUGACUCUUUUUGAUCGCGACAAUCAGCAUGCUCGUUGGGUUUGUCCGAAUUGUGAGCCCCAAAUUCGUCAGCCUCCCCAAGUACAAAAUGCCUGA
Molecule: messenger RNA, 4895 nt
Organism: Caenorhabditis sp. 36 PRJEB53466
Lineage: Eukaryota; Metazoa; Nematoda; Chromadorea; Rhabditida; Rhabditidae
Source: the annotation of a GenBank genome assembly